Molecule: messenger RNA, 312 nt
Organism: Naegleria fowleri
Lineage: Eukaryota; Heterolobosea; Eutetramitea; Acrasida; Naegleriidae
Exons: 1
Coding region: 1-312 (103 amino acids)
Source: RefSeq, a predicted model, not a curated record
AUGUCUGAAAACCAAACCGCCCUCGGCGAUGAAGACACUAAUCACCUUCGCCAUCACGCCUCUAUCAAAGAGGUCGCUAUUCGCCCGCAUACUGCAAACAAAUCUCUUUCUGCUCAAAAAUCGGCACAUGAUAAAUGGAGAGAAGAAAUGGAAAAUGAAAUUCUAGAGGCUCCGUCUUCCGUCAAUAUAGCCAAUUUGUCGGAAAUACAACCUAGCCCACCCAGCAUAUACAACUCCCCAAUGUUGUCGCAGCCAGAGGUCUCUAAUAUUACUACAACCUCUGGAGUCUCAGUUUUAAUACCUCAGCCAUGA